UUGUGUCCCUCCUGGUGUGGACAUUUGAAAACCAAUGAGACUAUUGUCAAUAUUUUGGGGAUCGCUAACUCUACCAACGAACUGCCAGAAAUUUCAUUCGAGUGUGACACUUUGAAGGAGAAUUGUCUGGCCAAGAAGGGAUACAAUGGACAUUGCUAUUUUUAUGAGAAAAAUUGCGAGCCACUUCCACAAUUUUCGCAUAGAGGGAAAAAGAAGCACUCUCACAUUCCAAAAACCGCUGCCGAAUGUCUUAGACAUCAAAAGAAGUGUGGCCAGAAGUACAAGAGACAUUACAGUUGCAAAACCUUUAGAAAGUACUGUAAGAAGUUUGAUCUACCUGAGCUGGAAGUCAAUAACUCGACAAAUAUAACCCAAUCUACAGUAAGCCCUCUGGAACAAUGUCUAAACUUCCAAAAGAUCUGCGCAGCUAAAUACAAAAAACACUUCGCUUGCCGUCAAUAUCGCAAGAAGUGCAAACCAUUCAAUUUGCCAGAAAUCCACUUUGAGGAUUCAGAAGUCACUCAGAAGCCGUCACGUCAUCAUAAGCAUCAUAUGAGAAAAGGGCAUGGAAUGAGAAAAGAGAAUAUUAAUGAGACAGUGGUGAUAAUCGCUGAUGAUGUGGUGAUUGGAAAUGAGACAUUGGUGGAGACACUUUUGAAGAGGAAUUGA
This is a messenger RNA of Caenorhabditis briggsae, 669 nucleotides long. The record is from RefSeq and is a predicted model, not a curated record. The transcript has 3 exons. The annotation marks the transcript as partial. NCBI's taxonomy places the organism in Eukaryota, Metazoa, Nematoda, Chromadorea, Rhabditida, Rhabditidae.